Molecule: messenger RNA, 588 nt
Organism: Racocetra persica
Lineage: Eukaryota; Fungi; Glomeromycota; Glomeromycetes; Diversisporales; Gigasporaceae
Source: the annotation of a GenBank genome assembly
AUGGAAAAAAUUGAAAAGCAGUAUAACCUUAUCAACGAUGUCAAAUGUUCUUAUUUUCAUAGUUGGUUUUCCUAUGCUCCUUUAACUUCUAUUGGUUCAAAUAUUAAAUCAUCACCGACUUUAUUAGAAAAAGAAAACGCACAUCAAAAACAUUUUAUAGAUCAAUUUAAUUCAAUUUAUUCUAGUUUAACAACAUCUGAAAACUCGAAAUAUUCAACUCACAAUACUUGUACUACACCUUAUUUAGAUGGUUUAAAACCUGAUGUUUCUGUGACUGAACGUGAUUAUAAACCUACUUCUUCAAACGUAAUUAUUAUUGGAGAACUUAAACGAGUUAAAUUAUCUAAAGCGCAUUAUGAACAAGUAUUUAAUUAUGGAAUUAAAAUUCUUGGAAGUCAACUUUUAAGAAAAACAGUUUUUGCUUUUUUAACAAAUCAUCAGCAAAUUAUAUUUUUUAAAAUUCAAAGAAAAGAUUCUACAUUUUCUUGCGAACAUUCUUUAACUUUUAAUUUUAACUAUGAGAAUAUCGGAUGGCGAAUGUUGAUGACUUUGGUUCAAAAAGAUAAAAACGAACUUGGAUAUAUUUCA